This is a messenger RNA of Volvox carteri f. nagariensis, 1512 nucleotides long. RefSeq lists its product as uncharacterized. NCBI's taxonomy places the organism in Eukaryota, Viridiplantae, Chlorophyta, Chlorophyceae, Chlamydomonadales, Volvocaceae. The transcript is spliced from 13 exons. Bases 1 to 1512 code for a protein of 503 amino acids. The record is from RefSeq and is a predicted model, not a curated record.
AUGGGGUUGGUGCUUGCCUUCCUGCCUUCCUGCCUGGCCACCUACCUCCGUCUCCAUGUUCCCACCUCUAAUCGAAAAUUCCUCCAGCACACAGUGAGGUGUAACGCCUGCACAAAAUACGCUUCUCUAAUACGCAAGUUAAAUAUGCCGCCGCAUGUUGUGCCGAUUUUCCCCACCACCCGUCAAUCCCCGUUAGGACAUGACAUGACGUAUAUUGCUGCCAGCUGCCUUCAACAGACGAAGUCCAUUUUGCAAAAGCCACUAGUCGCUGAAAAGGCCUCUCGAGAUGCUGGUCUUUUUUUGACAAGGUGGGAGCUGCUGCACGCCAGCAUGCACAACAAGGUCUUCACUCGCCAUCAUGAUGCAGACUGGGCACCAUCGGAUGCCAUUCUGGAAGAGAUAACAAACGGUCGUCGGGCUGUUAAUAGCUUGCGCUUAAGAAGGCACGACAGAAGCUUUGGGAUCUACAUAGGUGUGCCCAUCAGUGCGAGUGUCCUCGAUAUCGCGCAGGUCGGGGAUCAGCGCGGUUUUGCGAGGGUCAUUCAUGAGAUGUUUCGCUUACGGCACGAGCGCGUUAUAUCCUGGCGCUGGCUGUGCACUAGGACGAGCACAGAUACAGUCACGGUAUCAGAUGAAUUCAGUCUUUAUAAGGCGCUAAUCAAUGGCAACGUGACCAAGAUUAUCAUAUCUGAGAACAUUAAACUGAAGUCAACGUUUUGGGGUCAGAUUUAUAAGGUUGUGAACAUCACGCGCAACCUGACCAUGGAAGGGUCAGCGCUUGAUUGGGAGUCCUUUGUCGAGCUCGACUUCGGCCUUAUACAGUCAAAGGUGGUGCUGUGGGAUGGCGCAAUACUUACUUUUCGGCGUUUGGUUCUUCUGGACGUCUUCUCGCGGAAACAACCAUCGUAUGAUUUUUUUGGAGCCUCACCCUCUUCGUCUAAAAUAAUGAUGGUUGAAGUUGUUGACCGCCUCACUAUUUGCAUCCCCUUCGAGCCGCCUGGUGAGCAGUUCAGUCGUGUUACAGUAUUGCGCACGCCGUACACCGUACCAGGCUGGCGCGCAAUACCCAGGAUUGCUGCUUAUCCCGGAGAACAGAACCUGACUCUCAGCGACGAAAAGUUCUGCCCGCACACGUCAAGCCGCUGCUUCUCACCCCUUGUACGCGCCUGGGACUGGGCAAUAAACAGCAGCUCUGGCCCCAACCUAUUGUUAGCUAACAAUAAUGCGCAAGUUGUGUAUAGUAGCCGGGGCACUUUGCCUUCCACCUUCGGAAGAUUUUUCGACCCUGGCAGGUCUCAAACCCGGGAUCUCCCGGGGGCAAUGGACUGCAUUGAUGAGAUGGGCCCGGACUUGUGCUAUGUGACUUCAUUGCAGUUGAUGCUGGGUUUGGAUGUGUUGCCGGAGGGGCAGCAGACCAGCAAGUCCGUGGCCGAUCAGGGGCUCCCCAGGAACACCAGUCAAACGUCGGCCGGGAUCACCCGGGCACCACUGACGGUCAACCAGAUGAACUGA